Messenger RNA from Spodoptera litura, 1503 nucleotides. Its product is annotated as pickpocket protein 28. Gene Ontology annotation, cellular component: plasma membrane. Gene Ontology annotation, molecular function: ligand-gated sodium channel activity. Gene Ontology annotation, biological process: sodium ion transmembrane transport. NCBI's taxonomy places the organism in Eukaryota, Metazoa, Arthropoda, Insecta, Lepidoptera, Noctuidae. The record is from RefSeq and is a predicted model, not a curated record.
GGCAGACCAGUCCAGUUAUAGUAACUGUCAGUGAACAGUUAGUACCAGUUAGUAUGGUGCCAUUUCCAUCAGUGACAUUGUGUCCGCAAUCAAAGUGUAAAGUGUCAGUCUACAAUUUCACCAAAACGAAUAUACAACUGGAUAAAUUAAAUUAUCAUUAUAGGCUCAAUGGGAGCAUUUUAAAUGAAACAAUGAUAAAAGAAAUUACAAAGUUUUAUGGGAUAUCACAAAUAUGUGAUGCUUUCGACCCCUCUUAUGUCUUAGAAGAGAAAUAUCGUUACACUGAUUCUUCUAUUGUCGAAGAUUUCUUGGAGAUCUCUCCUGACUACGAGGAUGUAUUUUCUGCCUGUAAACUAAAUGGAAACUAUACAAGUUGUACAGAACUUUUUGACAAGGUGGUCACCGGCGAAGGGAUCUGUUACACAAUGAAUUCUCUUGCUGCCGCCGAUAUUCUUCGGACUGAGAAAUUACAGAAAGACUAUCUAUAUUUGAAUUCAUCGAAAAAAAUAAAAGGUUGGUCUCUCGAAUAUGGCUACUCGUACGAAAAUUCUACUGAUCGUCUAAACCCAUCGACAUCGUAUUAUCCGAUGCCAGGAAUGCCAAACAGAGCAUCACCGGAUGUGGAAAUAGUACUACGAGAAUAUCAUAUUCGUGACAAACUCUGCAAUGCCAUUAGAUCUGGUUUUAAGGUAUAUAUUCAACAUCCAGCUGACCUGCCUCAGUCUUCGCUGUACUACUACGCUGUUCUUAAUUCUCAAGUCUCCUCAAUGGCACUUAGUUUCAGUAUCCUGAACAGUUCAGAUAGACUGAGGAGUUAUGAUGCAGAAGUGCGUCAAUGUUAUUUCCCUGAUGAAAGGUACUUAAGAUAUUUUAAAAUAUACACUGCGAGCAACUGCAUGAUUGAAUGCUUGUCUAACAUCACUUAUGAAAAAUGUGGCUGUGUGGAGUUCUAUAUGCCACAUUCAAGUAGUAAACAAAUUUGCACCCAGUUGCAUGCUGAUUGUAUUAAAAUGGCAAGAGAAAUUAUGCUUCACCGAGAAUCGUCCCAAGGAGAUUACGUGUGUCACUGCUUACCAUCAUGCAACUCAGUUGACUAUGAUGCAGAAAUAUUGAAAACUGAUUAUAAUCUACAGAAAUUAAUCGGGACUUAUGAUGCGAUAUAUAAACUUCCUGAUAAAGAAACACUGAAUAGUUAUAAUUACUCCAAAUUGGAGAUAUACUUCAAGAAGCCAAGAUUCCUGUCGAUGCGUCGCUCGGAGUUGUUUGGCAUAAUUGAUUUCCUUUCCAACUGCGGUGGUCUUCUCGGCUUGUGCUUAGGAUUCUCAUUCCUCAGUUUGAUGGAGAUUGUAUAUUUCCUCACUUUAAGGUUAUGUUGCACAUUGAAGAAGGAUUUGGAAGAAGAAAAAAAUGAAAGAAUGCAAGGGAAAGAAAUUCACGUGGAGAAAUAUUAGUAUAAUUAUAGAUUUAGUACAAAUAUUCAGGAAAUUAUGACUGUACAUUAUG